Messenger RNA from Xyrauchen texanus (razorback sucker), 1233 nucleotides. Its product is annotated as THO complex subunit 4-like. The coding region runs from base 104 to 943 and encodes 279 amino acids. Gene Ontology annotation, biological process: mRNA export from nucleus. NCBI's taxonomy places the organism in Eukaryota, Metazoa, Chordata, Actinopteri, Cypriniformes, Catostomidae. The record is from RefSeq and is a predicted model, not a curated record. The transcript has 6 exons. Gene Ontology annotation, cellular component: nucleus. Gene Ontology annotation, molecular function: mRNA binding.
ACGUCGUUUCCUCUUGUGAGUGAACAGCACCGCAAGAUAGCGCAUCACGUACGGGUUGUGGUUUUAACUAACGACAGUGUGUAGCGUUAACAGAGGACACACAAUGGCAGACAAGAUGGAUAUGUCCUUAGACGACAUCAUUAAGCAAACUAGGCAGCAGCGCGGUGGAGGCGGGCGCGGCGGCGGGAGAGGAGGCCGCGGCAGCCGGGGAGGCACAGGCCGCGGCGGUGGCGCCGGACGGCUCGGAAAUACAGGCGGAGGCUUCGGAGGCCGCGGAGGAGGAUCGGGCCCCAUGAGGAACCGCCAGAACCUGAGCCGCGGCAGAAGCAGACCUACGCCGUACAGCAGGCCCAAGCAGCUCCCAGACAAGUGGCAGCAUGACCUGUUUGACAACGGCUACAGUGUGAACGCAGGAGGCGGUGGUGGAGGUGGAGCAGGCAUGGAGACCGGUGGCAAACUUCUCGUGUCCAAUCUUGACUUUGGGGUCUCUGAUGCAGACAUCCAGGAACUCUUCGCAGAAUUCGGCACUUUGAAGAAAGCGGCGGUACAUUACGAUCGGUCGGGACGCAGCCUUGGCACUGCUGAUGUUCACUUUGAGAGGAAAGCGGACGCCUUGAAAGCUAUGAAGCAGUACAACGGUGUUCCUCUUGAUGGUCGUCCAAUGAACAUACAGCUCGUUACAUCACAGAUCGAUGCACAGAGGCGGACUCCAAUGCAGGGUCUUAAUCGUGGAGGUGGCGGCGGUGGUGGCGGCAUGAACAGAAACAGGAUUGGAUCCUUCAGCACACAGAAAGGUCGAGGAGGACGUGGUGGUGGUGGUGGUGGUGGAGGAUCCAGAGGUCGGGGACGAGGGGGAAGAGGUGGCAACAGCAAACAGCAGCUCUCUGCUGAAGAGUUGGACGCUCAGCUAGAUGCCUACAACGCUAGGAUGGACACCAGCUAAAUACCAGCGCGUCGUCUCAUUCCCCUCUUUUCCAACGUGGAAGAGUGGACGUCAUUGUUAUAGCUAACGAACAUGCUGGAUGUUUUACACUUGUGUCUUCAGAAGUGAUUUAAAUUUGUGUACCUUUCUCAUUUUAAAACGCUCGUGUUUUUUACCUGCUUUGUUUAUUUGUUCCUUUUUUCUUUUUGAGAAAAACCUGGUUGAACUGUAGGAUUUAGGGGUGGGCUUGUCUGAGCCAUCCUUAUGUAGAUCACUGUAAUAAAACCUGCAGUUAUUUCAUAACCACACAA